UCUUGGACUGAAUGCAGUUGUUGGUUUGAUUGUAAGAAGAUGCUGCUGCUCUGCAGGUGUGGAAUUUCUAGAGGGGAUCUCCAACAAAGAGCCUUGACAAAGCUGGCAGUUACAAGCUCUCUGCUUGGAUGUUCCUUACUUCAGAGUUUACAUGUAAAAGUUGGAGACAAAGCUGAACUUACUAAAGCUUUUACACAGAACGAUGUCAUUACUUUUUCUGAUUUAACAGGUGACACAAACCCUCUGCAUUUAGAUGAAGACUUUGCAAAGAAAUCUAGGUUUGGGAGAACUAUUGUACAUGGAGUUUUGAUCAAUGGACUUAUUUCUGCAGUUCUGGGUACUAAAAUGCCCGGUCAAGGUUGUGUAUUUCUUUCUCAGGAGAUCCGAUUUCCAGCUCCUUUGUAUAUUGGAGAAGAAGUCACAGCUGCAGCGGAAGUUAAACGACUGAAAAGCUCUGUUGCUCACAUCUCAGUAUCAUGUAAAGUCAAAGAAAGUGAAAAGACUGUUAUGGAAGGGAUGGUGAAAGUCAUGGUGUCAGAAAGUUAGAGCUGUUGAUCUUAUGCUACUUCACAGUAAAGGCAAAAAUACAUGCUU
This is a messenger RNA of Anas platyrhynchos (mallard), 594 nucleotides long. It is a transcript of the gene HTD2, whose product is annotated as hydroxyacyl-thioester dehydratase type 2. Gene Ontology annotation, molecular function: (3R)-hydroxyacyl-[acyl-carrier-protein] dehydratase activity. Gene Ontology annotation, cellular component: mitochondrion. Lineage: Eukaryota; Metazoa; Chordata; Aves; Anseriformes; Anatidae. The record is from RefSeq and is a predicted model, not a curated record. Gene Ontology annotation, biological process: fatty acid biosynthetic process.